UCGAGAUGAUUUCUGUCGCCUGUACUUGGUGGUUAGUGCCUGUCUUCAAAAGUGGCCGACGCGGCGAGACUUUUAUUGGCCAGGAUGGGGGUGGGGAGCCCAUCAACACCCGCUGAAGUUUUGACAGAUCCUCAUUUCUAGCGGGGCAUUGCAGCAGGAAACGCAUCAACUCGAGUCUUUUUUUCAUCUGUGAUGAAUUUGUAACCACUUCGUGUCCAUGAUCAGCGCGUUUCAUCCCGUUUUCUGCAGCUAAGUGCAACACAGUAUGGCCUGUUUAUAGGCCCCUCCAAACAGUCUGGUCCUGCAAUGACAGAAAUAGCCAUGAGUAAAAACACAGUCCUCUGCAUGUGGCUCUGUUUUAGGCAGCAUUUGCCCCUAAAGUGCGGAUACUAGGGGCUUACAGGGGUCACCAACACGAAACUUUGUGUGUUUUUAUUCCUGAAAUGGCUGGGAAAACCUGUAAGAAGUAGUGGGUCAAGUUAUCAGGCAGAAAAUGGAGGAUGAAUCCUAAAAAGAGUUUGUUAAAUCUUUCUUUGUUUGCUCAGAAUGCCAGGAAGACAGUGACUGUGGUGGUGCAGCGAGCCAUGAACUCCCAGGAUCUCCCUGCCAAAGAUGCCCCGCUUACAGUCAAUGAGCAGCCAUUCACUGUCUGACUGCAGAAGUCUUUUUUCAGCCAUUUAAAUCCUGCACUUUGAAAUUCCCUGCCAAAGACAACCAGGUCAUUGUGAUGUCCGGCCAUGAGACUAUUCGUGUGCUAGAGGUAGAGGUCGAUGCAUCUCUGCCAUCAUCAGUAACUGAUGGGAAGAGUGAAGGCAAAGCUGAGGAGGGAGUGGCUCGGGCCGCAGAGCAAACUGAGGGCAGCAGCACCCAGGAUGGCCCCACUGUGCCCCAGAGCACCGGGGGAAUAGUGCUGGGUGAGCAGCAGGGGGUGUCUGUAGAAGCUCCGGCCCCCGCUGUCCAAACGCUGGCUCCGGCUGUUCCCAUCAGUGUGUCCCUGCCGCAGCCACAGGCCGCCAUGCCCAUCACUGUACAAGGCUGUCCACAGGUGCUGACCCAGGAAAGUCUAGCCACGUUGAUGACUGGUAUGAUGGCCCAGACAGGGUCGCUGGGCCAGCCCCUUCUAAUCCCCCUGAGUAUGGCGGGCUCCAUUGGUGGCCAGGGCAGCCUGGCCGUCCUCACCCUCCCCACCACCAAUGUAGCUACUCUCCCUGGGCUCGCAGCAGCUAACCCGGCCGGAAACCUCCUCAAGCUGCCCUUCGCUGGCCUCCAAGCGGCUACAGUGUUGAACUCAGUCCAGCCGCAGCUGCAGACAAAUGCACAGACAGUGUUCCAGUCUCAAGCAGCCUCCAUGCAGCCAGUCCAGGCUGCUGGUUUGCAGCAGGUGACGUCUCAGCCAACACAGGUGACCAGUGCGCAGGCCACUGCUGCUCAGGUGGCAGCAGCCCAGGCAACUUCGGCCACCACCACCGUCUCUCAGUCCAACAUAUCUGUGGCAGCACUGCAGACCGCUGGACUCUCCCUCAAUCCUGCUAUUAUCAAUGCUGCUUCGUUGGGAGCACAGCCCCAGUUCCUCAGUUCCCUCACCUCCACUCCCAUCAUCACCAGUGCCAUGUCCAACAUGGCUGGCAUCACCAGCCAGAUCAUCACAAAUGCCCAGGGACAGGUUAUAGGAACCCUCCCGCUGUUGGUGAACCCAGCCACUCUGGCCGGAGGGGCUGCUACUCCCACCCUCCCCCUCCAGGGUCUCCAGGUACAGACUGUUGCCCCACAGCUGCUUCUCAACACCCAGGGCCAGAUCAUUGCCACUGUAGGGAAUGGACCUGCUACAGUUGCAACUUCUGCUGCAGUUCUGCCCAAAACAGCUGCUCCUCCAACACUGACCAAGCCUAACACACAGGCUUCGGUAACCACUGUCACUCAGUCACCAGUUGUCAUUGCCCCGCAGCCAUCUGUACUGAAGACCGCCACCACGCUCUCCUCCACAGUACCCAUCACCUGUGGCGACAUAGCAAAAGUGGGCCAGCUUGUCAGCAAACCCCAGCAGGUCGUCAGCAGCGAGGAAGGCAUUAAUCUGGAGGAAAUUCGAGAGUUUGCCAAGAAUUUCAAGAUCCGACGGCUGUCCUUGGGGCUUACUCAGACACAAGUAGGGCAAGCUCUGACUGCAACUGAGGGUCCAGCUUACAGCCAGUCUGCCAUCUGCAGGUUUGAAAAGUUGGACAUCACCCCCAAGAGUGCUCAAAAGCUAAAGCCGGUGCUGGAGAAGUGGCUGGCUGAAGCCGAGCACUGGAACCAGAAAGGCCAGCAGAAUCUGAUGGAGUUCGUUGGUGGCGAACCUUCCAAAAAACGCAAGCGGCGCACUAGUUUCACACCGCAGGCAAUAGAAGUUCUUAAUUCCUACUUUGAGAAGAAUGCACUGCCAACAGGUCAAGAGAUUACUGAAAUUGCGAGAGAGCUAAACUAUGACCGAGAGGUUGUGCGAGUAUGGUUCUGCAACCGGCGACAGACGCUGAAAAACACAAGCAAGAUCAAUGUCUUCCAGGUUCAGUAGCAGCUUCAUUCUGGGAGAGUUCUCCAUUGAUUGAUUUUAUCCUUUCGGGAGGCUGAACAUUUAAUACAACAACACAGAUGUAGAUAAUGUUAUAUAUAUGAUUUAAAAGGCUGAAAGAAUAUGAACUUUUUGAGAAAAAGAAGGAAAUACAUGAUUGAAGUCUUAUGAAAGAGUACUUAAAAUGAGUUACUGUUGUGUUUUAAAGCUGUAUGUGUGUACACUACUUGUGUGUGAUGGGUACGAAGUCUAACUGCAUGGUCCGCUUAUCAUGAUAAUAACAUGUAAAAUUGAAAAACAUUUGUUGAACUUUUAUACAAGUGGUUUUAUAGGCUACGUGAUUAUUUUAAGAGGACGAGUAUUGAGUAACAUUAAUUUUAAUCACAUUUGUGUCAUUUUGGCACAAUGAAUGACAUUAUGCUGAUGCUUGGAUGUUUUCAAAAUUUUAGCUCCUUGUUUACUUUAUGUUCACAUGGUAUUUAUACUGCAUGAGCAGCUCUGCAAACGUAAAUAAGAUUCUGACGUGCAUAAAUACGAGUGUAGGCUGUACACCGACCAGCCACAACAUUAAAACCACUUACGGGUUUUGUUUUCAUCAGAGUUUGUUGUCUAAGGAAUGCCAAAAAUCACAUUGCCCUCUAUGUAUUUCUGACUCUGCCACAAGUGUUUUGGGACAAUCAUCACCUUGAUAUUUGUUGUUGAUAAUCACAAAGAUGAAUUUAAAAUAUGUAGUCAUUUCCUCUUGUUUGGCUUUGAUAAGUUUAUUCAGCAGCUUGAAAUGUGUCACACUGUUUGGUGUUCACACAGAGGGCCAUUUUUGAUAUUCCAUGGACAACAGGUUCUUAUCAAAAUAAAAGCAGGAGCUCAGGCUAUUGCCCAUGUUGCCAACUUAUAUUAGUUUUUAUCAGGUUUGUUUAAUUUGUGAGGGACUGAUCGUGCAAAUACACAUACUGUAUGUGUGGGUGACACACACAUAUGACAAAUUUAAAGAAAAACCUGCAUAAAUGAGUGGAGAAACAAAUGCAGAUGCUUCCACACAGGUCCACUGCAUGGUACAAUUAAGCAACUAACAUCCGAUCAUGAUCUGAGGCAUGUGUAUCAAGCUGGAAAGAGGGAAAGAUCUAAGUGAUUUUGAAAGAGGGUUCAUUGUUGGGGCACAGAUUGCAAAGACAUCAGCCACAAAGACUGCUCAGCUGGCUUGUGUUUCAGUAAGAACAGUGAUUAAAGUGAUAUCUGCAUUCAGAUAUCUUAGGAAAGACGUCAGUAAACAGGAUCGGAAACUGGUCUCUUCCUCAGGUGACUGAGAAUGUCACUGCAGAUUGUGAUCAGACUGUGGUCAGCAAGAAGAGUCGGCAGUUACAUAGCGAGGGAUAUUAUAGCAGGGCUGCAGUACAUAAACCCCUGAUUACAAAGAUGAAUGCACAUCUGAGAGUUCCACAGAUAUGUGUAAGAAAAAGUGAUAUGGUCAGAUGAGUCAUCCUUCACCAUGUUCUCGACAGGUGGGCGAGUGCAUGUGUGGUGCACACCAAGAGAAUGGCACAGGCCUGAAUACUUGACCCGUACAGUGAGGGGAUCUGGUGGCUCUGUUAUGUGGGGUGGGGGUGGGGCAUUUUGCUGGCAUGGUUUGGGUCCACUUGACCCCCUUAAAGGGAAGGGUCACUACAAAUCAGUGAGUGAUCAUCAUCUGAUAGGAGUGGUCUCUUCCACGAUGAUAUUGCCCCCAUCCACAGGGCACAAGGGGUCACAUGGUUACCCAGCACCUUACUAAGACACUUUAUGUUGGGUUUUCCUUUAAUUUGUCACCCGUGUGUAUGAGUAUGUGAAUUCACCACAGUCUGUCCUCUUUUUACACUUUCUGUUUAAUGUGUUUAUAAUACUCUGAGAGUAUUUUAUGUUUUCUCUGUUCACGGUUGUGACUAUUCCCUUAAUGUCUUGACAGUGCUUCUGUGACAUUUUUUUCCUCUCAUGUUAGAUAAAGUAUAUUUGCAAAAUAGGAGCUUAAUGGGCCUGUUGAGUCAACUUGAAGUAGUCUCAUGAUGCCUGAAAUGUUAGUGCCAGAUUUUUUUAGAUACUCGAACUAAGUCUAAUAUCAAUCAAAUUGAUUAACUGAAUAUAAAGAAAAAAUAAUUAACUGUUUAUUCAAGAAAGGUGGUUUUGUUAAGAUGUUCAGUCUGAAUGAGUUAUAAGAGUGUUUGCAUGUGCAGUAUGGAGUUGUUGUAUUUAGGAACAAUACUGUGGCAGUUUUUUGUAUCUUUGCCAAUUCUUCAAGAAUUCUUUGCACUUUAGUGACAGCUUGGAAGGUUACGAAUGGUUUAUGUACAGUGCAAGGUUUCAGUUAUGUUUGUAAAAAUUUAAGUUCUGCGUUUUAAAGUUUUUUGAACAGCAAGAAGCUUUGCAUUGCAAAAUGUAGCAGUAAAGGCAAAAUUGCAAUAAUCAACUUGACAAGCAACAUCUAUCAUUAAGAUUAAUGUACUUUUUAUGCAGAUGAAAUACAAAAUACUGCAGAGUAAGUAUAAAGGCUAAUAUGAAUUAAUCACAUUUUUUAUUUUUUAUUUUUUGAGUUUGUGAAUGUUAAAUGGUGCAUUUAAUGUCCCACCUCAAAUUUGCCUUUUGAAUAACAGUAGGCCUACAUUGCAGUGGACAUACGGUAUGCCUAACCAUAAAAAUAAUUAAUUCUACAAAGGUUUUGCUUUGUGUUUUACCUUCAUGUUCAAUAUCUGAAGACAAUAUAUAUAAUAUUGUUUAUUAUACUAAGAUAUCAAUAGAUAAAAGAAGAGCUAAAUUAGAAUAAUAAGAUAUCAUCUAUUAGCUUUUUGGCUCUGCAAAGCACAUGAAAAGUUCAGGUCUUAGUGAGACAAGGGAAAAACAAAAGUUGGGAGCUUUUUGUCAUUUUCUGUCAGAUAAAUAAACCCUGUCUUUAUUAAUCACUCCGUAUUACUGUGUAUUGAUAUGUUUUCAGUCUUUGCAUUGGCUGUGGUUGACAGUGACCACUGACCUCCAUGAAAAUAGACUGAAAAAAAAAAAGGUUAUUUUUUCUUUUUUCACUUCUAAAACUGCACAUGACGGUUUCAUUGUUUCCUCCAAACAGUGAAAAACAUGUUAACACACUGAAAUUGCUUGUUUU
Molecule: messenger RNA, 5669 nt
Organism: Toxotes jaculatrix (banded archerfish)
Lineage: Eukaryota; Metazoa; Chordata; Actinopteri; Toxotidae
Gene: pou6f1
Product: POU class 6 homeobox 1
Exons: 11
Coding region: 728-2548 (606 amino acids)
Biological process (GO): regulation of transcription by RNA polymerase II
Molecular function (GO): DNA-binding transcription factor activity, RNA polymerase II-specific; RNA polymerase II cis-regulatory region sequence-specific DNA binding
Source: RefSeq, a predicted model, not a curated record